Aspergillus lentulus is the source of this 2385-nucleotide messenger RNA. RefSeq names its product putative C6 transcription factor. Gene Ontology annotation, molecular function: DNA binding; zinc ion binding; DNA-binding transcription factor activity, RNA polymerase II-specific. Gene Ontology annotation, biological process: regulation of DNA-templated transcription; DNA-templated transcription. The record is from RefSeq and is a predicted model, not a curated record. NCBI's taxonomy places the organism in Eukaryota, Fungi, Ascomycota, Eurotiomycetes, Eurotiales, Aspergillaceae.
AUGGCGUCCCCCUACCCAGCCUCAAUGUCGUUCUCACCGCCCGCAGCCGGCUCUGACAUGACCGCCGCUACCUCCCGAUCCGUAUCCGACCUCCCGCAGUCCCAAGUUGACGCGAUUAUCCGAACAAAACGAAAGGCGCGCGAACCUAAAGCCUGUUAUCCCUGCCAUGCACGCAAAGUUAAAUGCGACCGUAAUCUGCCGUGCGACGGCUGUGUCAAGCGCGACCAUCCCGAUAUCUGCUCGUACGAGCGGCCGUCCAAAAAAAGGAUUAUAGCGAGUUCAGUCCCUCCGUCAUACAACGACAGCCCCGCCGGAGCCUCUCAUCCCAGUGUGCCAGAGCAUACGGUGUCAGCUGCCCAGGAGGAGCCUCGUCUGCGGAUCAAGCAGGAAGCCGGGGCAAGUCGGAUUAACUCCUUGGGAUCGGGGAACCGUAUAUCCAUUGCGCGGGAGGAGUGGGACAAUGUUCGCAACAGGCUGAAGGAGAUGGAGAAGACUAUUUCGAACCUACGAGUUGGACUGGAACGGGCCGAGGAGGGCCCCGGUGGGAUCCUGGAGACGGGCAGUGCGCAUAGCGCUGAUGGGAGUAAUCGGUCCAAGGCUGCUUCUCCGGAACGGGAGGGCAUCCAUGCAGCGAACACGUUGGGCGAAGGCACUGUGCACUUGGGAUCUCGAUCCGUCCUGGCGUACAUUCUCAACAACAAGUCCGGGUCUGAUCAGCUCCAGGCGCUCCUUGAGGGUGGGAUCCUGCCGAAGUUGGGUCUCGACAAUGAGUCCGCUACAUAUCCGUUCGUUGAUCUGUGGUCUUCGGAUAUGUCGACAUUUGACAUUAGCGCAGUCUGUAGUGCGCUUCCAAGUGAUCAGCAGUGCAAGGAAUUUUUCUUCUACUAUCGGGACGUCGCAGGCGCCAUUUACCCUGUCAUUGAGGAUAUCCAGCAGUUUGAAAUGAAUCUCGAUCUUUUAUUACGGAGUAGAGCAUCUAUGGGCGGCGUAUUCCGAACGGACACGGAUCAAGCACAGCGGCCUUUCGGUGUGACUAUAGCCUACUUGGGCCUGCUCUUCGCCGUGCUGGCUUCCGGCUGUCAAUCAUCUGACUUGCCUGGAAAAGAGAGAGAACUGACUUCUCAAGUCUAUGUGUGCUGCUCCUACCAAUGUCUCCGGAUGACCAAUUUCCUAUCGCAACCUACCAUCGACGCCAUUCAAACUCUGCUGGUGAUUGGUAACGUGUUGUCGUACAAUAUGAACCCAGGUAUCUCUUAUGUCUUGCUUGGCAUGACACUUCGUAUGGGGCUUGCGCUUGGUCUCCAUGUAGAAUCGAGUCGCUUCUCACUAGAGGAGCGCUACCGUAGACGACAUGUUUGGUGGUCUAUGGCAUGGCAGGACAGUCAUUUCUCUCUCUCUUACGAUCGACCGUCAACCACCGCCGUCAGUCAGCCUGAUAUCGCGUACCGCGAAGACUCGAAGCCCGGGGAGCUUUCGUACUUUGAAACUCUUUGCCGCAUAAUCUCUCUGGCCCUCGAAGUCGUACGCUCGCGGAUGCUUAGCUCUCACUCGCAAAUGAGCUAUAAAACCAUACAAACUUAUAAAGAGAGGAUCCAACAAAUCAUGAUUGAAGCCAAACCGCAUUUGCGUGACCGCAAGUACUGCCUCUCAUCGACGGAACAUUUGGAAAGAGUUGUACUGAAGCUGCAUUCUUCCUACUUUUCUUCCGAGCUGCUGCGUCCAGCACUCAAGUCCCCACCCGAAUCGAACGAUCCAACUACCAGCAGUAUGCGCGCUGACUGUGUGAGGAAUCUGAUGACAACUGUCGAGGCAUACAUCGAGAUGCAUACAAUCAGUUCUCAUGCGUCCCGCUCCUGGAUUACUUUGCAGCGAGCGAUCAGUUCAAUGUUCCUUCUAGCAGUCACGGAGGAGUCUAAGACGGACCCUCAGUUUUGGACCCUGUUGCGCCAGCUCAAGAACAUCAUCGGCGAACGCGCCAAUGAAGAAGGCACAGCGUACAAUACAGUUCCCGGAGCUGCGAACAUGACGGGAACUAGUCCUGCUGCUCUUGACCCGACCUCUCCAGAGUCUGCUCCCAUACCGCUUGAGGCGCAGACCCAGUGGGCUAAGCCUUUAACCAAGACCUACCGUGCUUUAGAAAAGCUAGAAGCUGCAUUCCUUGGCAACCGCGCUGCCGCCCACAAUGGCAGCUCAGCAUAUCGGAACGCCUCAGCGGGUUCAGCAACCGCAGCCAAUCUUGUUCCUCCAGUAACUGUCGGUGCUAUGACACCUAGCAUUGGGUCGCUGCCGCCUCCGACGCCUGAGAGUUCCACGAGUGGGGAAUGGACCAUACCUACUAUCCUUGACCGCGCGUCCGAGUACAUUCAUCCUCCGCUUUGGAGCUGA